Messenger RNA from Ilex paraguariensis (yerba mate), 1176 nucleotides. The record is from the annotation of a GenBank genome assembly. NCBI's taxonomy places the organism in Eukaryota, Viridiplantae, Streptophyta, Magnoliopsida, Aquifoliales, Aquifoliaceae.
AUGGGGAGUGAAGUGGAUUAUAGUUCUGAUGAAGACACUGAUGUCAGUGAAUCUGAAAUAGAGGAAUAUGAAGACAAAGCUUAUGAAGAAUUGAAGAGUGGAAGGCACCACAUCCAAAUAUCCGAUCAAGCUUACACUUGCCCAUACUGUCCAAAGAAAAAGAAGCGAGAUUACCUAUACAAGGACCUCUUACAGCAUGCAAACGGCGUGGGCAAGUGUAAUUCACAAAAGCGAAGUGUAAGAGAUAAGGCCAAUCAUCUAGCAUUGGCGAAAUAUUUAGAGAAAGAUUUAGCAGUUGUUGCGGGCCCAUCACGACCAGUAGCUGAGGCUGAUCCUUUGGCAGAUCAUGAUGGUGACGAGAUGUUUGUUUGGCCGUGGAUCGGAAUUGUUGUUAACCUCCCUACUCAAUGGAAGGAUGGGCGUUAUGUGGGGGAGAGUGGUUCUAAGUUAAGGGACCAGUUGAUCAGGAGAGGCUUCAAUCCCAUAAGAGUACACCCUCUCUGGAAUUUCCGUGGACAUUCGGGAAGUGCAGUUGUGGAAUUUAAUAAAGAUUGGUCUGGGUUCAACAAUGCUAUGUCUUUUGAGAAGGCUUAUGAGGCUGAUCAUCAUGGGAAAAAAGACUGGCAACCAACGGAUGCCAAAAAUCUGAUCUUUAUGCAUGGGUUGCUCGUGCAGAUGACUACAAUUCCAAAUGCAUCAUUGGGGAACAUCUUCGAAAGGUUGGUGACCUUAGAACCAUUUCUGAUAUCAUGGCUGAUGAAGCUCGGAAGACAAGUCAAGAAGAUGCACUUAAAACAAAUGGAGGAGAAUAUCAAUGAGACUUCAAAGUCCCUGAGCAUGUCAAUUGCAGAAAAAGAUAAGCUUCAUCAAGAUUACAAUGAAGUAGAGAUAAAAAGGAUUCAGUCAAGUGCCAGGGAACAUUUCCAGAAGAUUUUUAAUGACCAUGAAAAGCUUAAGGUGCAAUUGGAAACUCAAAAAAAAGAGCUUGAGCUCAAGGGUAAUGAAUUGGAGAAACGUGAGACCCGGAAUGAAAAUGAAAGAAAAAAGCUCUUUGAAGAGAUUGAAAAGGUGCAGCAUUUGAUACUGAAUGCAUUGGAAAAUAGUUCACUUCAGACGGCAUCUGAAGAGCAGAAAAAAGCUGAUGAAAAUGUAAUGAAAUUGGCAGAAAUUCAGAAG